Pseudo-nitzschia multistriata is the source of this 2639-nucleotide messenger RNA. The record is from the annotation of a GenBank genome assembly. NCBI's taxonomy places the organism in Eukaryota, Bacillariophyta, Bacillariophyceae, Bacillariales, Bacillariaceae.
AGGCCAUACCGUACCGUUCCAUGCAAUCAACCCGACCUCUGCACCGCGAAGGGAAACAAAAGAAAAAGAAACCAGCCAAAAAUAUCAGACAAAAUGGUCAUGCCCACAGACAUCGACGUAAUCUUUUACCUCCCUGAGAACGAUCCAUUCGCGGCGAAUCCAGAGCAGCACAACAACGACAAUGACGACCGCGACAACAACGAUAGUCAAGAAAAGAAGCCGCUUUCCACUGGCAACCGGAUCUUCCAGGAAUGUCUAGAACAACACCUUGACGCUUAUAAUCAUACGUCGGGGCUGAGCCAAGACGAGUUGGUGGAAUGGCAGAAAGAGAUUCGAAAACAAGUGCUGGAAACCUUCCACCAGCGGAUCCACGACGCCACCGCUAACGGUCCAUUGCAAUUCCCCGGCCAGGCGCCAUUGCCGACCGGAACCCAACAGCCGCAAACCUUGGAAGCCACACUACCCAAGGCCCAGUUUUACGUACACAUCAAGCAGGGGGACACCUCGUGCUUCGCCAAGGUCUGCUUCAAGAACCGAAUCGACGAAAAGAUCGUAAGUGCGCACUUUAUUUUGUUGCUGGGAAUCGACUGGGAGCACCGAGCGUAACGUGUGUGGCGGGACAUGGUCUGGUGAUGGAGCGAAAGAAAUGGAACGCGAUUCUCGCACGGAGGCAGCCCGAAAAAUGAUGCGAUGCUGUGCAAAGCACUCCAUCGAAAGCAGAAUUUCAACUGCGAAGAAUUGCGAGUGCCAAUAGCAAUUCAAAAAUCGAUAUUACAUGGCCAACAAAAUCAUGUAAAUGGGCAAUGAACGAAACAAAAGAAAACGAAAAGAAUCAAAGCACAGAAGCUUUGAUCUUUUGAUACCAGUUUCGAAUACCUUUUAUCGUCUAACCACCACAUUUCCUUGUCGCAAUCUUCGUUUUGCCACGAUUCUAUCCUUUCCCCUCAAUAUAUCAUAACGAAACGUGCCAUCCAAAUGAAACAAAACUCAAACACAUCAAAUCAAAUCAAAUCCAUCUAGAAAGAGUCGUUUGAGCGGCUCAGCCGAAAGCAGAAACGCGAUCCACUCCUGCAAAGAUCGACAGAACGACUAGCCGCGGCCGCUAGUGCCGAAGAGGCACCGGCCAGUGUGGGUGGCAGCUCGGACAAAGGAAACAACCACGGUGCGAGUCAGGGUGCCACGAAUGGAUCCGAUUCGGAAAACGCCGAGGAGGCUUCGGUCAUAAAAAACACCACGAAUGGGAACAGCUGCGAAAACAAUGGCGUCAACGGGAGCGACUCGGAAGCUAGUAGCACCCAGAGUGCUACUGCCAGGACACGGGGACUGUCGCAUCUUCCUGUGCCUGAUAUCGAGACUGAGCAUCCAAGUGUUGUUCGGAUCCAGGGAGACAAGGGCGACGAGACAAAACACACAAAAGCCAAGGAUAUCAGAAAUACCGGUAGCAGCGGUUCUCACACCGGCGAAUCUGCCCUCGAACCGAUGCCCGAGAUUACAAAGUCACCCUAUGAGGGGAAUCAAUCCGCCGAGAUCGACGAGGAACAACUGGACGAACUGAAAAAAUUGAUGGAGCCGUGGGGCCCCGAUAGAUGCCGGAAUCCUAUCCUCGACAAAUACUAUGGGGAACCCCUCGCUAGCACAAUUUUUCGGACCCGGCUCGAAAUUCCAAAGACGGGACUGCUGUACCACGCCAGUUGGAUACGGGGGAAGAUCGGGGAUUCCAACCUGGGAUGGAUCCCAAAACCGCAGAUGUUGCUGUGUCUGAUGGAAGAAAAGUUCGGAUCGGCGACGGAUUCCACAGCUUCCUCUCUGGGGGGAAACAACACCGUACAGGCGGUGGCCAAAAAACUGGAAUGCUCCCAGCUUGUCAUCAGGGCCAUGAAGGAAUGGAACCUAAAGUUCGAGUUUCCCGAGCUCUACUCCAAUAAUGCAGAGAAGGAAUUUGUUUUCCGAACGGAUACCCUCGAGACCAAGACGAGGUGUUACAAGUGCGAGAUUUUUGUGGCAAGGGUCUACGCUGCCGUGGUCGUGCUCAACCAGGAAGCCUUUCAGGCGGUCAAGCCGUCGCUAAUGACCAAGGUCAGGGCAUGCCUGGCCAUCAUGAACGAGCACGUCCAGGCCAACACGACGGAAUUGGUCCGGAUCGUUGCGAAAAAGCAAAAGUUUCGGGACGGAAUCGCUGCGGCCGGUGCUGCUGCUGCUGCCGCCGCCGCUGCGACCACCCACGCGAGCCACCGGAGAAGAAAGCGCCGCCUCGCCGAAAGCACAAAGACCGCUGGCCCGGCGGCCGGGGCUCCACGCAAGAGAGCUGCCGUGGAAGAAUCCGCCCUCGACGACCGGCCGCGAGAGAGGACACCGAAACGCCGGAGGACCUACACGAUCGAGGGAACCUGCGAGGAGCGCGAGGAGAUCCUCACGGCUUCCUAUGCGAUCAUCCAGAAGGAGGUCGAAAAACUCCUAAUGAUGAUGGAGCUCUUUCGCCAGCAGCUCCGGGACCGCCCGGAGGUCCUAAGUCGCGAGAUCCAGGAAGGCCUCGAGCGGGAGAACUGCUAGCACCAAUCUUCCGCGCAAAAUCGGCAAGCGAGAAUCGUUGAUUUGCGACGAGAGCCACCGAUAGGAGGAGCUCUGCAAACUCUUUGAUA